AUCCCUCGCCACCCUCUUUUAUAUACGCGAUAUAAAUUAUUCCCGUUCUUAUUCGGGCCUAGUCUACCGUUGUCUUAUCCUGUCUAGGCACUCUAUACUUCUUUCAUCAUUUCAAGCCACUGCCGAGACCCACAGCUCACAAUCGUUCCCCCGCUGCAGAAACUUAGCCUGGGUUUGGCGUAAUGUCUUGCCCGUGAUCGAAAACUCCUUGCUUCAACGUCACGUCAACCCUUUUUGCUUUCCUUUAAAGGUUUUUUUUGACAGAUUCACUGAGAAGAAAACGACUGCGACGCACUUUUUAAUUAUGAUACUCCUAGUUGCCUGCUUGCUCAGCAUCUUUGCCGAGUAUGCAGUUGCUGUCGGCCCGCUCGUGGAAUUGGGCUAUGCCAGAUACAAUGGAGUUGAGUUGGGCAACGGCGUCACCCAAUGGCUCGGAUUGCCGUAUGCAGCGCCGCCGCUAGGCCCGCUGAGAUUUGCUGCCCCAGCAGACAUCACUAUUGAAAAUAGAGAGUACCAGGCAUACACGGCAAGUAGCAGCAAGAAUCACCACGGUCCGGCCUGCAUUGGCGUCGACUCCAGCUCGAACAGUCUCGGCGACAGCAGCAGCCAGGUCUCGGAAGACUGCCUGACGCUCGACAUUUACGCGCCGGCGUCGGCGACGGCCGAGUCACAGCUGCCUGUGUACUUGUACAUUCCUGGCGGCGGCUUCAGCGUGUCGGGCCUGCCGCCCAACGGCUCGACGCUCGUGCACAACAGUGGACACGAGAUCAUCUACGUCUCGCUGACGUACCGCGUCGGCCCAUACGGUUUCCUGACUGGUGACAGCAGCGACCUCGUCGCGGAGGCGGGGACCCCACAGUUCAGUUACAACAACGGGCUCAAGGACCAACUGAAAGCGCUGCACUGGGUCAAGGAGAACAUUCAAUCAUUCGGCGGCAAUCCCUCUCAUCUCGUCAUCGGUGGCGCCAGCGCAGGCGCAGGCUCCGUCGUCCUGCACGUCUCGAACCCAGAAACGAGCGCGCUUCUCGCAGGCGCAACGGCCGAGUCAGCCUCGUGGCCGCCCCUCCUCACCCCGGAAGAAGGUGACUACAUUUUCAGCAACAUCAGCGCGCUAACCUCGUGCUCGGCGUCCGUCAACGCGCUCGCCUGCCUGCGCGCCCUCCCCGCCUCAGCCCUCCAGCAACUCAUCCGCGGCCAGCGAUUCCGCUUGCCCGGCGCGCCAGAGACGCCGCUCUUCGCGUACGCGCCCACGCUCGACGGCGACCUGGUGCGAGAAUACACGUACGAAGCACUAUGGCAAGCGCACCGCUCACGAGGGCACACGCUGCCGCCCCUCCUCCUCGGCGCGACAAGCCACGACGGGGCGACCUUCGCGCCGGCAUCCGCAGGCACGGCGCUCUACGCGGCCGACGCAUUCAUAACGUCGCAGUUCCCACGGCUGAGCGCCACCGACCUCGCCUGGCUGCACGCACACCCCUACUACGCGCCGCUGAUCCAAAGCAGCAAUUUCCGCGCCUUUGCGGCCCGCGCCUUCGGCUCCCUCCGCUACGCCUGCCCCGCGCUCUUCGUCGCGUGGGCGGUGCCCUCGCGCGCGCACAGUCCCGCCGUCUGGCUGUACCGCUGGGACGUCGGCGCCGCGGGGCACGUCGCCGAGCAGGGCGCAGUGUUCCGCGGGGCGGGGGCGGCGGGGGGCGACGUUGCUGCCAUCGAGGCCGCCGCUAAUAUCCAGGCGUAUUUCGUUAGUUUUGUGCGCUUCUUGGAUCCGAAUCCGGGAAGGGCGGCUGGGGCCCCGCUGUGGGGCGCUACGGGAGGGGAUGAGGUGGGCAGGGGGGAGGAUGGGGCGCAGAAGCGCGCGCUGGUUUUGGAGGUCGUGGUUGAGGAGGUGGAGGCGGGGGUGGGGACGGGGGCAGUUGGCGGUACAGAAGCAACAGGCGAAGCAGGCGCAGCAGAAGCCGCAGCACCAGCACCAGAAGACACGACAGUAGUAGCCGGGAGCGAAGAAGUCGAAGCAGCAGCCGUGGUGCAAGAAGCGGGCGAGGCAGAGGUUCCGGAAGACAACAACGACAACAACAACAACGACGACGACACCCCCUCCCUACCGCCCAUCGGCACAGGACCAGCCCCAGCAGCCGGCUCCUCGACAGCAGCGACGACGUGGCUCCCCCAGCGCAUGCUCUUCACGGACCAUGCCGAGGAAGAAGGAGCCGCGGCCACGCGCAUGGAGAUGCUCGAUGCCACGCAGUGGGAGCAGUGCGUCUAUCUUGUGGAUCGCGGGAUUGUGCUGCAGCAGUAGGGUGCAUGGGGUUGGUUGUGUGGGAGGCGUGGUGGGGGGUUGGGGGGUGGUUGUAAGAAGGGAGGGGGGAUGGAUGGAAGGACGAUGAGGGCAUCCGCGGCGUUUGUGUUUCUUGCUAUUUGGUUUUGGUUUUUAUACGUCCGUCGUUGGUCGUCUUUAGUGGAUUUUAGUUGUUGGUUGAUUGUUGGACUAGGGCUCUGAAGUGCAGGUGCAGGUGCAAGAUGUUAUGUUAUAUGUUAUGCAGCACGCAGAGGGACGAAGGUGAUGAUAGCGGGAGUAAUAAUGGCUGGAUGGGUGGAUGGAUAGAUGGGUGGAUAAAUGGUAAAAUGAAUGAUAUCACAACGGA
This is a messenger RNA of Aplosporella prunicola CBS 121167, 2639 nucleotides long. RefSeq lists its product as uncharacterized. Bases 305 to 2293 code for a protein of 662 amino acids. The record is from RefSeq and is a predicted model, not a curated record. NCBI's taxonomy places the organism in Eukaryota, Fungi, Ascomycota, Dothideomycetes, Botryosphaeriales, Aplosporellaceae. The transcript has 4 exons.